AUGUUCUAUAAUUCCAAAGGCCUGAUGUUUUUUGUGGCGAGGGUGCUUAUUGCAAGCAUCCUUGUUUCAUGGCUUGGCCAUGUUACGUGCGGCAAGAAAAUUCUUCAUUCCAUCAAGGAUUGUAACCAACAGACAGUGGGUGUGGUCGAUUGCAGAUACCAAGGAUGGCAGACCAUUCCUUAUGACGUGUUUGACUUUCCCGUAGGGAAAAGUUCCAUGUAAGUAUUGAAAUCUGCCGUGGAGGCAUUUGAAGUACGUGAAAAAAUUCAAAUUAUCACAUGUAAAAACGCACAAGUUGUAAAAACCUAAUGCAGACGUAUAGCAAUGCUGUAUUGCUGUUCCAACAACUUCUCAACUGGAUGUGUUCGCACUGAUUGUUCCCAUCUUGGUCAUAAUUAGUUGUCAACGGCAUGUUGAUAACGUGCUACAAGGUUGUUGAGCUCAACAGACUUGUUGCAAGUAUACGCCACUACUCAACUCCAACAGAAAAUUAUUGCUGUAUGUUCUUAUUUCAUUGUUUCAGAAUGCUCGGAGGUAACCCGUACGCAUGCGACUGCAGUUUGGCGUGGUUCUACAGAGAACGUCCUUUUAAAACUUGGGACAAGAAGAUCAUCAAAGAUCUUUUCCAGUACAGCAUAAAAUGUGCUUCUCCUCCGGAACACAAGGGAAGAUUACUCACGGACUUACUGGAACAUCACAUUUGUCCAACCUUAAGACGUAAGCCGUAAGGAGCUUGUCACACCACCAUGCGUUUGCUACCCAUUGAGCGCCACUGCUCUUCCCGUUGAUGAGCGAAAUCGUGUGGCGUUAGACAAAGUAAAAUAACAAAGUAGAGCGCAUGAGGGCGCUUUACCACUGUGUUAAAGUUUAUAAUGAAGACUAAUUAUCGUUUCGAUACUCCAGUAUGAUACGUGAUGGGAGUUGAAUGUAUACUGUUGUCGCACACACGUAAAAAAUCUAUUGUUAAUUAGAAAAGUCCUUUAAAAUCCCAUUUCUGUUGUGUUAUAUAGGAGAGUAUUUUUAUCAAAAUUAUUGUAAAGAAAAACGGGAUGUGUUGAACUGUGAUUACGGCAAAAGGACUCCUGCUUUAAAUAUAUUUGAAACGAAAAUGAAGAAAAUGUGAGUUUAUUAUUUAUCUGGAAUGCGAGAGUCUAGAAUGCAAAGCUGCCUAAUUUUAAUGUCUUUCUGAAAUUAGGAGCUAUCUUUAUAUCUGAUAUGCACACAAGCGGGUGUAGACGUUUCCAAAUUCUUUCUAUAACAAGAAUUUCUGCUCGUUUAUUUGAUAGAAGUUUGAAGGGAUUUGGCUACCAUUGUGAUUGCAAACUUGUUUGGUUUAUGAGAAAACUAAAGCAAAAGAAAUACAGAAGUAGGCUGUUGAACCCUUCAGAUAUUGGCAAAUGUAUAUAUCCUAAACGAUUCGUAAAUAAGAAAUUGCAAGAUCUCACAGAAGAUGAUGUUUGCCCACAACUACCACGAAUAGGUACGAUACAUUCAUUGCACUUGUUGGUACAAACCUGAAACGCUACUAACAAGCAGGGUUCUCAAGGGAGUGAGGUGGGUGGGAGGGUGGAGCGUGGCAGGACAUGGAAGGUUCCAGAGUUUAUUUUUGGAAUAGAAAGACUGGAAUAAAAGAUUCCGAUAUAUAGCGAAGCUACAUGUUGAAGCCAUAUAAAUGAUCUAAUGGUUGGAUCAGAGUAACCAAAGUACAGAUUACUAAAAUCGAUACAGACUCACUUAAAUCCUAUGGCCCCCAAAUCGACAUGGGGUCUCAGACUUCUCCGUGAGGCCUCCUCCUUCUUACCAACCCUAAUACUAAAUCAGAGACAAGUGAUCUUUUGUGCCAUUUAGGAAUUGCUUUGUGUUUCAUGGAACAUAAAAAACUGAUUUAACAACGGGAUGUAUAAAAAUGUAAAUGCACAAGAGGGAAUUUCUUUUUUAUCUACAGAAGUCAACGCAUGCAAAGGCCGUCCCUCGCCAUGUGACUAUUUUGUCAGUAGAUGCAAGAGGGAUAAAUAUACAUUCAAAUGUGAAGGUAAGGAAAUGAAAACAUUUCGUAUGUUUGCAAGACACACGAAAACAUGCAUUAAAAUAACACCGCGGUCAGACGUCUGCGUGUCGACUGGUUUUUUUUAAAGUACUGGAAAUAGUAUGGCUAGGAAACAAUGUUUCCUGGUUUGUCCACCUUUAGGAAACAUGGCUAGGAAACAAUGUUUCCUGGUUUGUCCACCUUUAGGAAACAUGGCUAGGAAACAAUGUUUCUGAUUUGUCCACCUUCAGGAAACAUGGCUAGGAAACAAUGUUUCCUGGUUUGUCCACCUUUAGGAAACAUGGCUAGGAAACAAUGUUUCCUGGUUUGUCCACCUUUAGGAAACAUGGCUAGGAAACAAUGUUUCUGAUUUGUCCACCUUCAGGAAACAUGGCUAGGAAACAAUGUUUCUGAUUUGUCCACCUUCAGGAAACAUGGCUAGGAAACAAUGUUUCCUGGUUUGUCCACCUUUAGGAAACAUGGCUAGGAAACAAUGUUUCCUGGUUUGUCCACCUUUAGGAAACAUGGCUAGGAAACAAUGUUUCUGAUUUGUCCACCUUCAGGAAACAUGGCUAGGAAACAAUGUUUCCUGAUUUGUCCACCUUUAGGAAACAUGGCUAGGAAACAAUGUUUCCUGGUUAGGAAACAAUGUUUCCUGAUUUGUCCACCUUCAGGAAACAUCUUCGAAAACUAUAACGAGAAGACAAUCUUUCUCCACGUCUUACAGCAAUGACCUUUUAAUGUUAUUUUCAUUGCAGAUAUCGACGAAUGUGCUGAGAGAAAUUUAUGUGAUCUUAAAAAAACAAACUGUAUAAAUUUGUCACCACAUUUUAAAUGUGUAUGCAAACCUGGCUUCGCUGGCGGAACGUCGCCUUGUAGAGGUAAAUAUGUCAUUGUAGUUGUCGUUGUCAUUGCUGUGGUUGACUGAUCAUGGUAUAUAUUUUUGUUGUCUUUGAUUUUUGUUGUUUUGUUUACUCAGCAUCGUUAUACUCGUGUUUACAUCCAAAGUUAUUUUCAUCACUACAUUGUGUUAAGGAAAUCUUUCUCUUCAUUUCCAAGAUAUCAAUGAAUGUUCAAGUAAAGACCGCUGUGGCAAGAACGCCAAGUGUAGGAAUUUCCCAGGCUCGUAUGAAUGCAAAUGCAAUACUGGCUACAAAGGAAAAGGAAAAGUUUGCUUUGGUAAGAUUGUGAAUUAUUCUGUUUUGGAUUCCAGAAUUUUGUAAUCUUUAAUUUUAUGUGUACACACAAAUAUGGAUGCUUUCAUUCGCUAUAUAUUGAGCAACACCAGAUUUCACUGUUUUAAAGAUACAAAUUUUAGGAAAUGCGUUUCUCCAGGAUUUCCCUAAAUCCCGCGGGGGGGGGGGGUCAUUUCUGCUGUGCACUAUUCAUCUUUCUUUAAUCUCAUUUAUUUCUGUAUUAAAUAAUAUUUUACUUUGCGAUCUUUCCUUACUAGAUGUCAAUGAAUGCCUGAGCAAGGGUACUUGUUCAAAAGAUGCAAAAUGUGUCAACACUCCUGGCUCGUACAGUUGCGCUUGUAAUUCUGGAUUUGAAGGAGAUGGAAAACAAUGCAAAGGUAAUGAUGCAAAGGAAGCGAUGAGUUUCAUCAACUCUCAUGCCCCGGUCAAACGAGAAGAAGAGUGCGUGAGAGUUGAUGAGAGUUGAGAAGCGAGAGUUUUCUCAACUCUCAUGCCCUGAUCAAACGAGAACAAGAGUUGCAUGAGAGUUGAUGAGAGUUGAGAAGCGAGAGUUUUCUCAACUCUCAUGCCCCGGUCAAACGAGAACAAGAGUUGCAUGAGAGUUGGUGAGAGUUGAGAGUUUGCAUGCGAGUUUUCUCAACUGUCAUGCCCCGUUCAAACGCGAACAAGAGUUGCAUGAGAGUUGAUGAGAGUGGACUGCAUGUCCCGCGUGCGUAGCGAAAACUCAUCAACUCUCGUUAAAAUUUGUACAUAACUCAAAGUUGAUGAAAGCUGGCAGGCAAACGCGAACGAGAUUUGCAACUCUCAUACCAAGGUUUUAGUGUAAUCAUAUGAUCAAAUUCUUGCGUAGAAAAUGACGAUCAUUUCUUUUGUUCUUUUCCCCUCCAAACAGACAUUGAUGAAUGCAAAGACAAAAGGACAUGUUCAACAAAUGCAGAUUGUUCUAACUCGCCAGGAUCUUAUCUUUGUCAAUGUAAACAAGGCUAUACGGGGAACGGGAAAAUAUGCACAGGUAUAUGAUACGAGAUGGUAACAUGGUCACACUGUGGGCACAGUCACCAGAAUAUAUAUACCAUACAGGGACUGUUGUCCCCUUCCUUAGAACAAUUUCUAGAUCCAUGAAAUAUCGUAGAAUAUUGAAUUGUUUGUUUAAAGCUAUUUAGCGAGGGCCUUGAACAUUGUAUUAACCAGAUGUCAUCGAUUGUCACCCUGGAAUACAUCCAUAUCUUUAUCCGCAGAUAUUAACGAAUGUUCCUCCAAUCAACAUACAUGUCAUCGAGAUGCAAAGUGUAUCAAUACAUCACCUGGCUAUCAAUGUCACUGUAAACCUGGUUAUAAGACAUUCAAUUAUGGAAGACUUUGUGAAGGUAUUGUUGUUUUUGUAUAUUUCGCGUUGUUGUUGCUGCAUAUUUUCACUAAUGUUGCUCUCUGGUUAUUCUAAUCUAUAUUCUAGUUAAUGUAACCAGGACUUCCUAGAUUGGGUUAUUUUAAGUUAACCAAGAAGUUUAACUAGGCGUUUUUAGAGUGUGCCGUUCUAAUAUUUUUCUUUCUUGUCCUUGCAUAAAGAUGUUGAUGAAUGUGCAAGAAAGACGUACUGUGCUAAACAAGCAAGGUGUGAGAAUAAUCCUGGAUCGUUUCAGUGUGUUUGUAAAUCUGGAUACAGCGGCAAUGGGAAAUACUGCGAUGGUAAGAUUGCUAGGCCAUCCUACGCGUGUAAACGUCUCACAACUUUUCAACAGGAUGUGUUCGCACUCCUUGGGUUCCUAGUCGUUCACAUCAGUCGUUGACAAGUCUGGAACAAGUUGCUAUCAUCUUGUAACAGGGUUGAUUGAUGAGACCAACAAGUUGUCGCAACAAGUUGUUCCAACAAGUCAGAUAUCGUCUGCACGUAAAAAGUUGUUAUGAUGACAACAAGCUCGUAGCAGCCUAAAAUAGUGAAUUCCCAAACGUUUUUCCAUGGUUGUUCACAACUGGGAGAAAAGAUCACCAAGCUUGACUUGUCGAUUUUCAUUUUUUAUCUCCAUCCAGACAUAAAUGAAUGUGAGGACAGCGAGCAGUGUUCAUCCAGUGCAAAAUGUCAAAACAUGGACGGCUCUUACAAAUGUACUUGUAAUAUUGGUUACUAUGGCAACGGAAAAAUUUGCAAAGGUAGGAUUACUUUCUUUCAUUCAAAUUCAGCCUCAGUCACAACACAUCAUUGCGGUUGUGGAUUGGUGCGAGGUAAAACGUAUCAACGUAUACGAUUACUGUUCUACCGAGGUUAGAACUACCGCGGUUUUGUUAGAUCAUUUCUGGAUUGUAUAUAAACAUAAAUCUCUAUCGUAUGUAGACAUAGAUGAAUGUUCAAAAGAAGAUGUUUGUUCAAUGGCCAAUUCAAAAUGUGUCAACACUCCUGGAUCGUAUCAAUGUCAAUGCAUAGAAGGAUAUUCACGGAAUGAAACGCACUGCUCAGGUAGAUAACUCGUGACUUCAGAAAUCAUGUUGGAACUACGACUAUGUCGCGAUCACAAUGCUUGUCUUUCAAGCUAGGAGGGUUCAAUCUUUGGUCAGACCUCUACUCUCAAGGUCUUAAAACAAUUGAGAAAGUGCUACCUUUACAUUGACAUCAGUAAAAGGUUAGACUUUCGCGUCUUCUCGGAUAAGGACGUUCAAAUCGUAGGUACCUCGGAUCCACUAUCAAUUGGGCAAUAGCUUGUUGGGAAAUCCGCUCACCAAGGAGUGAAAAACUCAAUAAACGAAUACAGAAAAUUUCUCUUGAGUGUAGGUGCAAUUAGACUAGUUCAGUUUUAGCACAUGGAGUGUGAAUUUGAUGGAAAUUCUUCAUUCUAGACAUGGAUGAAUGUUGGAGUAAUGAAUUCCCUCAUAAUUGCGACAAGAAUGCAGUGUGUAUCAAUUACCCUGGAGGUUAUAAAUGUCAAUGUAAAGAAGGAUAUGAACGUUUCUCGGAAACAGAACCAUGCUUCCAGGAAGGUUAGUUUUUCAACCAUGUAUUCAUAUGUUGCUGAUAACCAUUCGAGCCUUCUUAGAAAAUAUCACAAAAUAUUUUCGAUAGACAAUAUCACAAAGACUUACUGCCAAUUAAUUUCGUUUUCAGAAGUCCUCACUCCAUUUUAUGAACGAACCAAUGUCAGGAUCGCGGCGCUUGCUGCUGUCGUGUUUCUAGUUCUGAUGAUGAUUGCUUGUUGUUACUGUUGUAAACGGUGAGUAAUGUUUCACAAAUAAAUCAAUUCAAUUGUUAUUCUGGCUAUUGAGCCUCGAUUUCGUGAUUGAGAGGAUUGGAUUUAAUCUUGCAUACACGAAAACGAGGCUCCAUAGUCAAAUGACGUACUUUUCGGAAGAGUGUAUGGACAAAUUUUAAUUUUUAGUUGCUGCAGAAGAAAGGGAGAAAGUUCGAGUAAAGAAAUGGAUGGAAGUGAAGAACCUCUGUUGUACGGGCCUGACAUCCCUUUCGUACCAAUGGAUAUGUCACCGUAAGUUUGGGAGUUGGGGGGGGGGGGGAGCAGGGCAAACUGUCCCCCAGAGAAAAUUUAACUUAUUAAUUUUAUAUUAUUAUAAAUAGUUAAGCCAAAUGGUGCUUAAAAUCUUGUGAUUCAGAGUGCAUAAUGCAGCGAUAAGCAUCUAACUGACAUGUCUUUGAAUGCAUUGAAAUUUGGGUAUAUAUUUCAGCAGGUGGGUAUUACUGCUCCCUGGUGAAAAAAUCAGGUGCCUGAAUCUAACUUUUCUAAAUCUUAAAAAACGUCAUGUUACAUUAGGAGUUUUAUGGAAUAUCCCCGUUUGCAUAAGCCAAUUUCACCGAUACCUUGUAGUUUUUUUAUGCGUCCAAUAAAGCUGACAAAAUAAAAUAAAAUAAAAUUAGAUAUAUUCUCAAGCAUUUUUCUUUCUUAUCUUUCAGAAUUUCGAAUAUAUCCAUGGUAUCUGCAUAUUCAGAAAAACAAGAUUUUGACUUCCACUACUAUGAUAUUGAAUAA
Paramuricea clavata is the source of this 7190-nucleotide messenger RNA. Lineage: Eukaryota; Metazoa; Cnidaria; Anthozoa; Malacalcyonacea; Plexauridae. The record is from the annotation of a GenBank genome assembly.